Messenger RNA from Cladophialophora carrionii CBS 160.54, 678 nucleotides. RefSeq lists its product as uncharacterized. Lineage: Eukaryota; Fungi; Ascomycota; Eurotiomycetes; Chaetothyriales; Herpotrichiellaceae. Gene Ontology annotation, molecular function: glutathione peroxidase activity; glutathione transferase activity. Gene Ontology annotation, biological process: glutathione metabolic process. The transcript has 2 exons. The record is from RefSeq and is a predicted model, not a curated record. The coding region runs from base 1 to 678 and encodes 225 amino acids. Gene Ontology annotation, cellular component: mitochondrion; peroxisome.
AUGUGCUAUGCGUCGCAAACUCAUUACGCAUCUACAGUCUCGCCGUACUCGUGGUUUGGCUUCACCAAUGCCGUUCGCUACCGGCCACUUCUCAACGCGUAUGGCGUCUCGGUCGAGAUAUUCCCAUUCUACCUGGGUGCCGCGCGUGUCAGCGCUGGAAACCCAUUCACGCCGACACCGAAGUACAAGGAGGCUUUCGGCGAGCAAGAUUUCACCUUGACCGGCGAGAUGCUGGGGUUGAAAGCGGUCCGGCCCAAGGAGUUCCCGAUCCUGUCCCUAUUCGCCGUCCGCGUCGCGACUUGGGUCAAAGACCACUAUCCGGCUGAAAAAUUCGAGCAAACCUUCCCGGCGUUCAGUGUGGCAUACUGGAGCAAGGGCAUCAAUAUCUCGAAGCCGGAAGGUGUGAUCAAGGCCCUGGCCGGCAUCUUCAGCGAGGAGGAAAUCAAGGACAUUAUGAAGAACGCUCUCAGUCGGGAGAACAAACAGCGCGUCGUCGAGUUGACGAACAGUGCUGGCGCAUUCGGCGCGCCCUGGAUCCAAGCUGUCAAUUCCAAGGGCCAUCGGCGAGAUUGGUUCGGAAACGAUCGAUGGGACCAGGUCUUCUAUCAUCUCGAGGUCCCCUUCACCACAACGAGGAUAAUUCCUCCCGACGAGCUUGAAGCGAAAGCGAAAUUGUGA